Molecule: messenger RNA, 735 nt
Organism: Aegilops tauschii subsp. strangulata
Lineage: Eukaryota; Viridiplantae; Streptophyta; Magnoliopsida; Poales; Poaceae
Source: RefSeq, a predicted model, not a curated record
CAGUUGGCGAAGCUCAUAAUCCACCUCCGGGGGAACUCACCUCUGACCGACUGCGAGAUCAAUCCCUGCGUUGACGAGGACGGUGGUCACAAUUUCAGACAAACCAAGCUCUUGAUCCACUACGUUCUCAAGUGCGGGGUUGAGAAGCUCUAUGUUUGGGCCGGUGAUUAUGAGGACGAACCGUUGCAGCUCAGCAAACGUCUCGUCUCCCCGCACAUGAGGAUCAUCAAAUUUUAUUAUGUCACGAUGGUGGAUUCCUCACUGGAUUUCUCGGGCUGCCCAGCAUUAGAGAAGCUAGCAAUGGAAGAUUGCUGCAUUUACAAAAGCAUAUAUUCCAAAUCACUAGAGUAUCUGCGCUUUACUGGGAAUUGUGUCUUCUCUCAGGAUGAUCGCAUUCAUAUUCAUGCCCCGCGUCUUAUCUCUAUCUCGCUGCUAUGUGAUGGAGUUCUCAUUGAUGGCGGCUUGACGCCUUUGCUUGGAAUGAUGCCAUUACUGAAAAGAGCAUAUGUUAGGCUUGGCUAUUCAAGCCGUGAUUCCAGUAAAAGAAACCGGGAUAAUGUGUGCUUGCUUCUGGAUGGAUUGUCCAAUGCUGUUGAUUUGGAACUGAGUUCUAUGCCCGAAGUGCUUAUCUACAGAUGGGAUUUGAAAUGGUGCCCUAAAUUUGACAAACUAAAGACCCUGGUACUCACACUAGUAGAAAAAAGGGCUUUUCUCCCGGUUGGUAAGGCCCUUUAG